Molecule: messenger RNA, 933 nt
Organism: Anopheles stephensi (Asian malaria mosquito)
Lineage: Eukaryota; Metazoa; Arthropoda; Insecta; Diptera; Culicidae
Gene: Rrp40
Product: exosome complex component RRP40
Exons: 1
Coding region: 170-886 (238 amino acids)
Biological process (GO): U4 snRNA 3'-end processing; nuclear polyadenylation-dependent rRNA catabolic process; TRAMP-dependent tRNA surveillance pathway
Cellular component (GO): nuclear exosome (RNase complex); cytoplasmic exosome (RNase complex)
Molecular function (GO): RNA binding
Source: RefSeq, a predicted model, not a curated record
CGAUAUACGGGUGAAAGAGACAGCAGGCAAAUACUGUUUCAUCUGUCAUCGUCGGCUGCUGUCAGCGUGAACGUAAAUAAACAACACGCCGCGCGGCAAGUUCGAUCGCAUCGGCAAGAUCUCAUUCAUUUGGUGCACUUUGGAAGCGGUUUCUUUUCAGAAAAAAAUAAUGGCGCUGGAAAACAACAGUAGGACAGUGCUAGCUGGCGACAUCAUUGACGAACCAACGGAAAUGAUGAAGGAAAGCAAAAAAGUAAUCCUUGGCCCAGGCCUGCGAAUAGAGAAGGACACCGUGCGGGCCAGCAAGUGCGGACAGCUGAAGAUGAAAGCUCCCAACACCUUCUGGAUAGACGCUUACCAAAAACGUUAUGUACCGAAUCGAGGCGAGCUAGUAAUUGGUGUUGUGAUGGCAAAGGCGGGAGACAUAUUUCGCUUAGAUAUUGGCAGUUGCGAGAAUGCUUCGUUGUCGUACAUGGCCUUCGAAGGUGCAACGAAGAAAAAUCGACCGGACGUGAACGUUGGUGAUAUUGUGUAUGCCCGCCUGCUGAUCGCACAUCCCGACGUGGAACCGGAGCUGGUGUGCGUGGAUUCCCAUGGCAAGAAAGGCAAAUUGGGCGUUCUGCACGAAGGGUUUAUGCUGUGUUGCAGCUUGAACCUAGUGCGGAAGAUAUUGAAUCCGAAAUGCACGUUUCUGGCUCAGCUCGCCAAGGAACUGCCGUUUGAGAUGGCAGCCGGAAUGAAUGGACGCAUCUGGAUUCGGGGCAGAACGAUUAAAGAGACGAUCGGUGUAGGAAACGCUAUUUUGGCUUUAGAAUACCUGCCGAGUGAUCGUGUACGAGAGCUUUGCGAUGACAUAGGCGCGUACGUGUCUGGGUUUAUAAAAUAAAAUCAGCAUAAAGCAGAGUGUAUGUUAUUGCAUAGGAUUUCGCGCAA